Dictyostelium purpureum is the source of this 339-nucleotide messenger RNA. RefSeq lists its product as uncharacterized. The coding region runs from base 1 to 339 and encodes 112 amino acids. Lineage: Eukaryota; Evosea; Eumycetozoa; Dictyosteliales; Dictyosteliaceae. The record is from RefSeq and is a predicted model, not a curated record. The transcript is spliced from 3 exons.
AUGUCAAAUAAAGAAAAUUUAGAAGAAAUCAUCAAAGGUAUCCAAGAAAAUAAAAUUUUAGAAGCUUUUGAUAAAUAUUAUCAUGAUGAUGUAAUUAUGUUUGAAAAAGGUGACUCAACCAACCGUGUUGGUAAAGCUGCAAAUCGUAAAGCUGAAGAAGGUUUUGUAAAUAAUGCUACCAUCCAUGAAGCAAAAGUAUUAAAACUUUUAGUUGAUGGUGAUAAUACUGCCUAUGAAAUGUUAAUGGACUUUACCUAUGGUGGUAAUCGUAUCACAAAAACCCAAUGGGCCAUUCAACAAUGGAAAGAUGGCAAAGUUAUUAAAGAAGAAUUCUAUUAA